AUAAUAACACAAGCAUCCAUCAAGCCACUUGCUAUACCAAAACACACAGUGAACCAGCAUCUCACACUGCAGCUAAUCAAUCACUUAGCCAUGCUCAUGCGUCAUCCGACCAUCGCCGCCGCCGCCGCCGCCGCCGCCUCCAUCCUCCUCCUCAUGAUCGCCGCCGAUGGCCAGGCGGCGACGACGACACCGCCAUCACCACCACCUGCAGCCAUCGGCAACUACUGCAAACCGCGCGAGAGAGACGCGCUGCUGGCGUUCAAGGAAGGCGUCACCGACGACCCUGCAGGCCUCCUCGCCUCUUGGCGACGAGGUGGCGGUCAGCUGCAGGAGGAUUGCUGCCAAUGGCGAGGCGUCCGGUGCAGCAACCGCACCGGCCAUGUCGUCAAGCUCCGCCUCCGCAACGACCACGCCGGAACAGCGCUGGCCGGCGAGAUAGGCCAGUCUCUGAUCUCGCUGGAGCAUCUCAGGUACCUCGAUCUCAGCAUGAACAACCUUGCAGGUUCCACUGGACAUGUCCCUGAGUUCUUGGGCUCUUUCAGAAGCCUGAGAUAUCUGAAUCUAUCUGGGAUAGUGUUCUCCGGCAUGGUGCCGCCUCAGCUCGGUAACCUUUCGAACUUGCGAUAUCUCGAUCUCUCCAGGAUAAGAUUAUCCGGCAUGGUUCCAUUUCUGUACAUUAAUGAUGGUUCAUGGUUAGCACACUUGUCCAAUUUGCAAUAUCUGAAACUUGAUGGGGUAAACCUUAGCACAGUAGUUGAUUGGCCACAUGUUCUGAACAUGAUCCCUUCUCUGAAGAUUGUUAGCCUUUCUUCUUGCUCACUUCAGAGUGCAAACCAGUCUCUCCCAGAGCUUAGUUUCAAGGAACUUGAGAUGCUUGAUCUUUCCAACAAUGAUUUUAACCACCCAGCUGAGUCUAGUUGGAUUUGGAACCUGACAUCUCUCAAGCAUCUCAAUCUUAGCUCGACUAGUUUGUACGGUGAUAUUCCGCAAGCGCUAGGAAACAUGCUGUCCCUCCAAGUUCUUGAUUUCUCAUUUGAUGAUCAUAAGGAUAGCAUGGGCAUGAGCGUGUCGAAAAAUGGCAAGAUGGGCACCAUGAAAGCAAACUUGAAGAAUCUAUGCAAUUUGGAAGUUCUAGACCUCGAUUGUAGGCUAGAAUAUGGAAAUAUUAUGGAUAUAUUUCAGAGUUUGCCACAGUGUUCACCCAGCAAACUGAAGGAAGUUCAUUUGGCUGGCAACAGUUUAACCGGGAUGCUACCAAAUUGGAUUGGAAGGCUAACAAGCUUAGUCACUCUUGACCUCUUCAAUAACAGCAUCACUGGACAGGUGCCUUCUGAAAUAGGUAUGCUCACAAAUCUGAGGAAUUUGUACCUACAUUUCAAUAACAUGAGUGGUACCAUCACAGAGAAGCACUUUGCGCACCUGACGAGCUUGAAGUCGAUAUAUUUGUGUUACAAUCAUUUGAAGAUUGUGAUGGAUCCUCAGUGGUUACCUCCCUUCAAAUUAGAGAAGGCUUACUUUGCAUCUAUUACGAUGGGCCCCUCAUUUCCUAGAUGGCUUCAAUCACAGGUUGAUAUUGUCGCACUUGCUAUGAAUGAUGCAGGCAUAAAUGAUACAUUCCCAGACUGGUUCUCUACAACCUUUUCAAAGGCCAAGUUGUUGGAAUUUCCCGGUAAUCAAAUCAGUGGUGGAUUGCCAACAAAUAUGGAAAACAUGUCAUUGGAAAAAUUAUAUCUGAAAUCGAACCAAAUAGCGGGUCUGAUUCCUCGCAUGCCGCGAAACCUCACUACAUUAGAUUUAUCAAACAACUCAUUGUCAGGACCUCUGCCACUAAAUAUUGGAUCUCCAAAACUAGCUGAGUUGAAUCUGUUAUCCAACCGUAUCACCGGGAAUGUUCCACAAUCUAUUUGUGAACUGCAGAAUUUACAUGGCCUAGACUUAUCCAACAAUCUACUUGACGGAGAGUUUCCUCAAUGUUCUGGGAUGAGCAUGAUGUCAUUUUUUCGUCUGAGUAACAACAGCUUUUCUGGCAACUUCCCAUCUUUUCUUCAGGGUUGGACAGAGUUAAGCUUCCUUGAUCUUUCAUGGAAUAAGUUCUCUGGGAAUUUGCCUACAUGGAUUGGAAAUUUCAGCAAGCUAGAAAUUCUGCGGCUUAAGCAUAACAUGUUCUCUGGAAAUAUUCCUGCCAGCAUCACCAAACUUGGAAAUCUUUCUCAUUUGGAUCUUGCUAGCAAUAGUAUAUCAGGUCCCCUGCCUCAGUAUUUGGCAAAUUUGACAGGAAUGGUUCCGAAGCAAUAUUAUACGAACGAGCAUGAAGAGAGACUAUCUGGAUGUGACUACAAAUCUCUUGUGACCAUGAAGGGGCUGGAACUUGAGUAUGAUGAAGAAAAUGUAACUGUGGUGACCAUUGAUUUGUCCUCAAAUCUUUUGACCGGUGUGAUUCCUGAAGACAUUACUUAUCUUCAUAGAUUGAUAAAUCUGAAUCUAUCGAGUAACUAUUUGAGUGGAAAAAUUCCAUAUUCGAUUGGGAACAUGCAGUCAUUGGAAUCGCUCGACCUCUCGAAGAACAUGCUCUAUGGUGAAAUCCCACAAAGUUUGUCUGAUUUAUCGUCUUUAAGUUUUCUGAACCUAUCUUAUAACAAUCUUGUGGGAGGAAUACCAUCAGGGACACAACUUGGCACCCUCUAUGAUCAAAACCAUCAUCUGUAUGAUGGCAAUGAUGGUCUUUGUGGGCCUCCUCUCCAAAAAAGCUGUUAUAAAAGCGAUGCAUCAGAGCAAGGUCACCUGAUGAGAAGUAAACAAGGUUUUGACAUAGGGCCAUUUUCCAUUGGAGUUGUGAUGGGAUUUAUGGCAGGUCUCUGGAUUGUCUUCUAUGCCCUUUUGUUCAGGAAAUCUUGGAGGGUUGCUUACUUCUGUCUCUUGGACAAGGUGUAUGAUGAGGUUUGUGUGAUUGCGGUUGUUGGUUGGGCAAGAUUGACAGGAAGAACAGAUCCGAGAUUGCUGAUGUCGCAUGUCUCAUGGUCAUCCAUCGACUCUGACGAAUCCUAUGAAUAGAUGAAGAUGAAAAAGCUGAAGCAGGUGUAAGACUAUUAGUUGGGUUGUAUAUUUUGUCAUGUAUGGAGCUUAUUAGAGCAAGUACCCUAAAUGCAUAUGAUGCAUAGAUCUACAAUGAUGUGUAUAUAUCUGUUUGUACUGGUACAGUUGUGUAGUGUGUCAGAAAUCACCCUUCAGACUAAAUCCUGAACUCACUCUUUCUAUCAGAGCUCUGUUCUGAAUGUUGUAGGACAGCUACAGUACCUGAAGAAAGAUGAAAACAGAACAAGCAGAGCUGGGGCAGAGGUUUUGCGCUGCAAACUUCAUCAGCUUUUCUGGGCUUAUAUUCUCCCUUAAUAAGCAACUACGAUUGGCUGAAAAAUUCUAAAUCAGCUAGUCCCUGAAAGACUAAACAUUCUAAUUACUUCCUGUUGAACUGGGCUUACAAACUAAAGAAAUACUAACUGAAAUGAGAUUAAAUCAGAAGGAAAAUGGAAUGAAGUCCAGUGGCAUAUCGUGGAUUUUA
Molecule: messenger RNA, 3556 nt
Organism: Oryza sativa Japonica Group (Japanese rice)
Lineage: Eukaryota; Viridiplantae; Streptophyta; Magnoliopsida; Poales; Poaceae
Product: receptor-like protein EIX2
Molecular function (GO): protein binding
Source: RefSeq, a predicted model, not a curated record